AUCAAACGCUCGCUCACUACAGAUAGCCUGGCAACGCGUAACGUGGCGCUGAAAAUCACUAGUUUGAAGAGUCGCACAAGAGCUGAAGCAGGCAUUGGCGCCCGUUUCCCGCUGCUCGUCGUCGAGAGUUCAUAAAGUGUUUCAAUUCUACAGAUGCCGGCCUGAGUUCAGCGUUUCGCGCCGCGAGUGAGGCGAAAGCGAGCCGAGACCGCAGCAAUGCCCGAGCCUGUGGUGGACCUGACUCUCAGCGAUUCAGAUGAUGAAUCAAGGCGGGCUCCCAAGCGCAGGCGCACGGCGCAGACGAAUUUACCAAGUCGGGUUCGGCGCAACGCACCAGCGGCUCGCAGCAUUGAUGAUGAAGUACUGAUUGUGGACGAUGAAAAUGAUGUUGUCGAGGUCGUGGAACCAGCCAACAGGCCUCAAGCUGGCCCUGGUAAUGGCGCCGAGGAGUUGGGUGACGACGAAGAUAUAGUGAUUACAGGGCUAACGGGACAGGUGGCGACGCGGGACCUGCCCCACCCGCGCCCGCACUGUGCGGAGCACGCCUUCACGCUGGGCGUAUCCACGUCGAACGCCCAGCGCUGCAACCAGUGCUACUGCUUUGUGUGCGACGUGAAGGCGUCCGAGUGCACGUUCUGGGGGACAGGCGCGCGCGAGCGUGACCACUCGAACGCGCGACCGCUGGGCUACUGGCGCCGGCUGCGGCAGGCAGCACGCGGUGGUGACCGCGGCUUCAUAGACCGCGAGUACCGGGCCAGUGGGCCGCUGGGCUCAGGCAUCCCGCCGGACCGCGGGCCGCAGCAGUCGCGGCUGCCGUUCCCUCGCAUGGGCGCUGGCGCGGCCGGCACGGCGGCGGGCACAGCGGCGGCAGGGGCGGCGGGCGGGGCCGCUGCGCGACCCGGGGCGGCGGGUGCUGAGGCUGCAGGCCCCAGCAACACGGCAGCGGUGGUGGAGGCCCAAGCCCGACGCCAAGGGCGCUUGCAGGCGGCAGCAGCGCUGGACAACGCAUUUAACCAGCUCGCCAACACGCUGAACGGCCGCCGGCCCGAUGCCGCCGCCGCACCAGCAGCAGCAGCAGCAGCAGCAGCAGCAGCAGCAGCUGCUGGGGCGGCGGCGGCGGCGGCCCCACCAGCAGCACCGGGCGCAGGUACCGGGCCCAGCACGGCGGCGGCGGGCGCCGCCGGAGCGGCGGGUGGCAGCGUGGUGGUGGUGAAGACGCAGCCGGGCACGGAGCUGCUGCAGCAGCCGGCGGUGUGCACGCUGACGCCUAUGCCCAACCCCGCCUACGACCGGGACGCCAUGGAGCUGGGCACACUGCACUUCCCCGUCAAGGCGGCCAGCGACACCACCAUUGCUGCGCUGGCCCCGCGGCUGGCCCGCUACGGCUUUUACUCGGAGCGGCUCAUGAGCGGCCCCGCCUCCGGCGACCGGCUGCACUUGGAUAACCUGUUUGAGACCCAAGGCCACAUGCUCAACGGCCGCUACAAGAACAAGCCCACGUACCUCAAGCUGCUGCCGCUGCCGCAGCUGCCCUCCGGCGCGCCGCCGGUGUCGCCGGAGCGCGUGCGCAAGGUGCUGGUGGUGGACUGCCUGGGUCGCGCCCGCGCCACCUGGAUGGGCGUGCGACUGCCCGACACCGCCCGCCGCGGCCAGCUGCUGGCGGCGCUGGCGCCGGCGCUGCGGCCCGCCUACUCGGCGGCGGCCGAGCAGCUGCACCUGCUGCUGUCCAGCACCACGGACGGCUCCGCCGCCGUGACGCUGGUGACGCCCGAGACGAACCUGGACGACAGCUACUUCAGCGGCGGCGUCCGCAAGCUCAUGGUGUUCCGCACCGCGCCCCACCCCAGCCCCACCUGGCAGUCGUCAACCGAGACAGAGGCUGCCGCCAACAAGGGUAGCGCCGGCACCGGCGGCAGCACUCCCGGCGGCGCCGCAGGCGCCAGCACCAGCGGCAGCCCAGGUGCCGGCAGCGCGCGCGGCAGCCGCAGCAAGUCGGCGGCUGCCGCGGCCGCGGUGGCCAGUGGCACCUGGACGCACAUGCCCGUGUACACGCACUACAGCGGCACCAUCACGCCGCGGUCAGCGCAACUGCCGGCGUGGGCCGUGGUGCAGCUGCGGCACUUUAAGGCGCCAUCGGACGUCGAGGGCGGCGCCGCCGGCGGCGACAGCCCCUCGUCCUCCUACUACUCCACGCAGCCCCUGAGCGUGCCGUUGCUGGUGCCGGUGCGAGAGGAGCAUGCCCGCGGCGGCGCGGCGGCGGACCGCGAGCUGCGCCGGCAGAUAGCGACAGCGCUGGAGCCCUACCGCACCCCCGCGCCGCCCGGGCCCGGCCCCUCGCUGCUGCUGCGCGGCAACCGCGCGCACCUGAGCGAGCGCUCCGCCGCCGCCGUGGGGCUGCACAGCAGCAGCCGCUGGUCGCACCCGGGCGAGGCGCUGGAGGCCAGCAGCAGCUGGUCGGGCAGCCUGCAGGUGGCGCACCUCACAGCCGUGUGGGCGCACCAGGACGUGAACGAGGUGGUAUACAAGCUGCCGGAGAUGUGCUCGCCCGCCGUGGACCCCAGUGCCUCGCCCGAGGCCCUACGAGACUCCCACCAGCGCAUGGAGGAGGCCAAGCACCGCGCAGCUCGGCUGCAGCGACUCAAGGAGCAGACGGAGCUGUGCAUGGACGAGCUGCGGCGCGGCAGCCGCCGCACCGCCGCCGACUCGGUGGCGCGCAUGGCCGGCGACGUCAAGGCGGCGUGUGUGGCGCUGGACGUGCGGCUGCAGCCGCUGGGCGCCGGCGGCAGCGGCUCGGCCCAGUGGCUGCAGAGCGGCGGCAAGAAGUCGAGGAGUGGCAGCGACCCGCGGUUGGGCGAGCUGGUGGUCAAGGUGUUCGUGUAUACGCGUCAGGCGCCCGGCAAGGAGCCCAUCUUCAAGCCCUGGGACGACUGGCCCGCCGCCGGCGCCCGGGAGAGCAUCGCGGCCUUCCGCCUGCCCGCGACCCUUGAGCUCCUCGCCACCGGCGCCGCAGACCCCCAGGAACACGCCUGGCUGGCAGCGCAGCUGCCGCCCGCCGCCGCCGGUGCUGCUGGCGCCGCAGGUGGCUCGGCAGCGGCAAGGCCAGGCGCUGCUGCGGCGUCGUCGGGGGCGGCGGCAACGCCGCUGGCGCGGCGGCUGCGGGCGGAGCGGGAGCGCGCUCGUGCGCUGUGGGACCGCGUGGCACGGCUGGGGCAGUGCGGGCGCAGCAUCAACGCGCUGUUGGAGUACAUGGUGUCGCCGGAGCGGCCGCCGGCGCCGCAGCCCGACGGCCUGACGGUCACUAUGCGGCCGUACCAGCUGCAGUCGCUGGCCUUCAUGUUGGAGAUGGAGGCGCUGGUGGAGCCGCCGAGAUCCGGAUCCGGAACUGUAACUGGAUCGGAUGCAGGCGGCGGCGCCGCUGCCGGCACCGGCCCAGGCCCGUCCACCUCCAACACGGCAGGUGCUGGCGGUUCGGCGCCGGAGCUGGACGCCGCCGCUGACCCCGACCGCGGCGAUCCGGGCGGCUACCGGCGGCUGUUCUGGGUGCCCAUCACCGCCGCCAGCGGACAUCGCUUCUGGUACUCGCCUGUGUUUGAGCGCGCCGCAAAGGACGUGCCACCGCAGCCCACAGGCGGCUUCCUGGCCGAGGAGAUGGGGCUGGGCAAGACGGUGGAGGUGAUGGCGCUGACUCUGGCCAACCCGCCGCCGCCGACCGUGGUGGCGGGCGCCAUGGCGCCGUGCGGCCGCAUCGUCAGCCGCGGCACGCUGGUGGUGUGCGCGGUGUCGCUGGUGGGGCAGUGGCAGGCGGAGGCGGCCAGCAAGACCGCCGGCAGCUGCCGGAUCCACCCCUACCACGGGCAAAGCCGCAUCCGCGAUGCACGCCGCUUGGCCACGGAUUUUGACGUCGUGGUGACCACGUAUCAGACCCUGCAGAGCGACCAGGCGGGGCGGGGCGGCGCCGGCGGCACCAACCCCUGCCAGGCCAUCCUGUGGCACCGCAUCGUGUUCGACGAGGGCCACACGCUGCGCAACGCCGGAGCCAAGCUGGCCAAGACCGCAAACGAGCUGGCGGCGCAGCGCCGCUGGCUGUGCACCGGCACGCCCAUCAACAACGCGGUGGAGGACCUGCUGGGGCAGCUGGCCGCGCUGCAGAUGGCGCCGCUGAGCAACAAGACCUUUUUCGACGGACACAUCAAGCUUCCGUUCCUGGGCAGCCACCGGCACCUGCACCUGUCGCUGCGGCCGCUGCUGUUCGCGGCCCGCUACGCGCUGGUGCGGCACACCAAGGCGCAGAGCCUGGGCGGCGAGGGCGUGCUGCAGCUGCCCCACAAGACCGAGGCCGAGGUGCCGGUGUAUCUGACGGCGGCGGAGCAGGAGCUGUACAAGCGGCUGCAGCAGCAGGCGGCGGAGGGCUGGCGCAAGCUCAAGGCUGUGGGCACCGCCUACGUCAACAGCCACCUGUUCACCGCCACCUCCAUGCUCAUGCCGCUGCGCCGCAUCUGCAGCGGCGGCAGGCUGGGCACCAAGGACCUGGCCGUGCCCGACCCACAGAACCUUGCGGCGGUGGCGGGCGCGGCGGCGGCGGCGGCGGCCGAGGCGGCAGUGACGAGCGGUGGCGCGGGUGGCAGCGGCUGUGGCGGCGCGCCUGCUGGCGGCGAGGUGCCGGUGCCGGACGACCUGCCGGAGUGCCCCAUCUGUGUGGACGCCAUGGACGGCCCCGUGGUCACACCCUGCAGCCACUGGUUCUGCCGCGAGUGCAUCACGGGCUGGCUCAACCAGUCGCCGCACCACAGCUGCCCCUCGUGCCGCCAGGUCAUCUCCGUAGCCAGCCUGCGGCGCGGUGUGCUGGCGCCGCCCAAGCCGCCCGCUGGGGCGGAGGCGGGCAAAGCCAAAGCCGCUGGCGGCGGCGGCACCAGUGACGAGGAAGACGCGGAGGAGGGCGAGGGGGGACCAGACGACGGCGCCGUGCCGUGCGAGAGCAAGCUGCGCGCGCUGAUGGCCGAGCUCCGCGCGAUGCGCGAGGCAGACCCAACCGCCAAGGCCCUCGUGUUCACGCAGUUCAGUCAGGCUCUGGAGUGGCUCAGGUCGCGGCUUCAGGCCGAGGGCUUCGGCCACCGCACCAUCACAGGCGACAUGCCGCCCAAGCGCCGCACCGAGGCCAUCACCAGCUUCCAGAACGACCCCAACACCUGCGUUUUCCUUCUGUCGGUGCGCGCGGGCGCGGUGGGCAUCAACCUGACCGCCGCCAACCACGUGUUCCUGCUGGAGCCCUGCAUGAACCCGGCCACUGAGCACCAGGCCAUCGGCCGGGCCUGGCGCAUGGGGCAGAGCCGGCCCGUCACCGUGAAGCGCCUGUUUGUCAAGGGCUCCGUGGAGGAGGUCAUCAUGAAGGUGGUGACGGCGCGGCGGGCGGCCAGCGGCGGUGCGGCCGGCGGCAGCGGCGGCGCCGCCGGGGCCUCAGGGUCUGCCGCCGGCUCCGCUGCCGGCCGGCAGCAGGAGCGGAUAGACCUCCGCAUCAGCGAGCUUGAUCAGAUGUUUGCGGCGCCGUCGUUCCCGCCGCCUGACGUCGAGUAGUGUGCUGGCCCGAGGAUGACGAGCUGAACCGCGUGGUGGUCCAGCCGCACAUGUGCCCCACGGGCAGGUCAGCUGACCAGUGCGCGGCGUUACCGUGUGUGUGGCAUGAUGUGGCAUACGGUAUUUAGGCAGGUGCGGUGCAGCGCGAAGUCCCCAGAAAGAUGAGUCUCGGUAUAUUUAACGGCCAUCUCAACGCCCUGCAUGGUGGAGAGCAGAGGCAGGUCUUGCUUGAGACGUGCGUGCCGCUGGCGACGGCUGCGUUCAGUCAAUAGCUCGAACGCGCAACUUGUGUACGGUAGUGCUGUAGUGCCAACAACUCUUCCCACCCGAGUGUGUGUUCCCACUAAUUUAUUGUAGUGGUACGGCUUGCCACGAGAUGGGAGCGCCGAUGGCCGGUCCGUGUGUGCAGGCCCCUGGUAGGGUUACACAUACAUAUAUGCCCACUGUAUGUUACUAAUGCGACUGCAGCAGCAGUGGUGCCGCGUGUACUUUGCACGUGCGGCGUGCGGCGCGGCAAUCCUCGCAACUACCAACACAUUAACUGACACAUGGGGAUCACAAACGGGCUUUCGCGCAACUGCCAACGAACAGGAAGGGGCGGCGCGUGGCGUGGUGGUUGGCGCGCGGCGCGAGUGGGAGCUGACAGUUGCAUGCGCGGGGGCGCGUGUGGAAAGCUGCUGUGAAGUGCGGCGGAGCUCUGCGGGGGUGGCGCCGUGGCGGUUGGCGCGCAGCGCGAGUGGGUACUUGGUACGCUCCGUUUGCCACCAGCGCUCGUAUCUUACGAAGGCAGGGGCGGCGUCAGUGGCCGAAUUCCUUAAAAUGGCUUCGUUUAGUUGACGAAACAGGCUGCCGCCGCUUCGUUCACCCCCAAAAUUUUUCCGG
Molecule: messenger RNA, 6453 nt
Organism: Chlamydomonas reinhardtii
Lineage: Eukaryota; Viridiplantae; Chlorophyta; Chlorophyceae; Chlamydomonadales; Chlamydomonadaceae
Exons: 36
Coding region: 217-5571 (1784 amino acids)
Molecular function (GO): ATP-dependent chromatin remodeler activity; ATP binding
Source: RefSeq, a predicted model, not a curated record